AUGUCUUAUGAGAGCACUGCCUCCCGUCCCCUCGCCACGCCCGACGACAUUGUCUACUUCCAUGACCAGCUUCCCCACCUGCAGCCAUCUGACCCCGCUUUGCCCUCGCACCCACACUUCGACACGUCCUCCCCGCCAGACACCAACGAGUCCGACAGGUCAAGUCCACCGCCCAAUGCACCGGAGCGGCAGAGCAAGUCUCGACGAGAGAAGCCGCGCCUCGAGUUGGCUCCGGAUCAGCCCUUGACCACCCAAGGCCGACCGCGCACUCGAGUGUUCGUCGCUUGCGUGCAAUGCCGCGGCCGAAAAAUUCGCUGUGAUGGCGCGAGGCCUUCGUGCUACAACUGCAGCCGCCGUUCCGACGAUAAUGUGCUCUGCACAUACGACGCAGCGCCCAAGCGUCGUGGUCCAGACAAGACGCCCGGCGCUCGCCAACGGGUAGUGUCAGGCUGUGGCGCCGACCAGGAUCAACCUCGGAGGCGCCGAAGACACCCUCCGGACGUUCCUGUAAAGGUUGAUGGCGAAGAAGCAGCAUCCGGGGCGGUCUCCAACGAAGCAAGUCCUUCCCGGAAGGCCCACUCCGCUACGCCGCCUUUGCCGACGCAUAACUUGUCACCCUCGUUGACAUUGCGGCCUUUACCGUCUCAUUUGGAGAGCGCCGGCUCGAGGGGGGCUUACGCGCGCAGUCAUCAGCUCACUCCCAUCGUCAUCCCCACACCGAACAUUGGUCCUGCACACCAUAGCCCCGAGGGCGUGCUCUACUCGCAGGUGUCGCCCUACACUCCUGUUCCCACGCUCACUUCGCUUAGGUCUUCGCCUCAACGACAACCCCGAUAUGAACCUGAUACUACGGGACUCGGCCACCCAACAAUGGGCUCGGCGUUUCCACUCUCGGUGCCUGGAUCUGCUCUAUCACAUGGUAACGAGGAGGUCGGUCAAAGUACAUCGCUUCCCGCAGAGCCCUCGAUGCGUUAUGCCCAGGAGACCUACUGGGAGGUCGUGUUGAGCUUCUAUUCCACCAACUAUGACUAUCCUCAAGGCCACCCCGGCCCGCUUCCUCCUGGCUUGCGACAGUCAGCGACACACAGGGUCUACGAUGACAUCCGUUUUCUCCUCCAAUACUCGUCUUACUGGCUGUCGUUCCUCAACGUUAACCGUCUGUUACGGAGACUGCAAGAUCCGAUAGAAAGGACGUCGCUGCAGCCCGCGUUUGUCCUGGGUGCGCUCGCGCUGUCGACGUUUCUCCAGAGCUCGGACUCGGAGCACGGCAGCGGGGCCCGGGGGCGCGAGCGCGCGUUGCGGCUGCGCGACGAGGCACAAGGCGCGCUGGAAGCGAGUCUGAGCGCGAGGUGGGUAGACGACAAUCUCGUCCAAGCAAGCUGGGUCAUCGCGUUCUUCGAGGUGUGCGUGCACCCGCUGCACUCGACCGAGCGUGUGCGCGCUGCGCUCGGCAUGCUCGACUCGCUCAUUCGCUGUUUGGCGCUCACGUCCGUGGAUGCGGGCGACCCGCGCGUGAGCACGUUUGUGCAGCGCUCCGCCCCGGUGCUCCCCCUCGCAGGGCGCGAGCGGAGACAUGUCAGUCGGGAGGAGUUUGACGCGGCUCAGCAUCCCCCGCACAGUCCGCCGCCUCCGCGCUUGUUCGGCGAGUGCUGGUGCUCGGCGUACACGCUCGGGCAGAUGUCCCCGGGCACGACGGAGAUUGCGCCGCUGUGGAGCCAUACUCCGGCGUGGGUGGGUGACUGGACGGAGGGCGAUAUUCGCAAGGAGGAGUGCCGACGGUUGGUGUGGAGCACUGUCAUUAUGGUGGCGGGGUAUACGUCGUACAACGCGGCGUACACUAUGCCGCAUGUGGACUUGUUCGUGCUGGACCCUGCAAAUUUUGCUCUUCUUUUGCCUGGGGAGUCGCUGUUCCGGGCGGCAACUCCGGCGUCGAAGGAUUCGGUCUGGGCGCUGUAUAUGCGCUCGUUGUUACUGUGGAAUGGCUGCGUACGCAUGCGCGCCGAUAUGAGCAUGAGUGAUGCGGAGAAGGCUCAGUAUGCUAUGGAUACCUGGAUGGAGAUUGACCGUAUCGAGGAAACGCUCAACUCGCAUACGUGUGAUAUCGAGAGAACUUUCUUGUUCGUCAGCCGUGAUUAUCUCUUCAUUGCUCGCUUAUAUACCUAUUAUGAUUUACAGCGAUAUGCGCCGAACAUCGAGGUCAAUGCUAACAUCAUCCGCUCAAAAGCUAAGGAGUGGCUCACGCAUCAUGAUUCAAUGGCGAAGCGUGCCAUGUACGGGUUACACACGGUGACGGGGCAGCCGACGAGCAGCUUGUCUGGGCGGCCAUUCUACCUGUGGUGGUUCAUGGGCCAUAUCUCAAGGAUGAUCACUAUGUGGACCACCGACAACUCCCUCGUCAUGGCAUUGCAAACUUGCAAAUCUCUGUUCGCCCCUCUUCAAUAUCUCAUGUCACUCUGGCCUUGCGCGGAGUCUACGCGGAGGGCCCAAGAGCUUGAGAAGAGGAUGAUCUCUGCGUGCCAUGCGGCAGGCGUCCCGGCUCCUGCACCGCUAGCCUAUUCGCCCCGGUUUCUAGAUGGUUCGAUCUGA
Molecule: messenger RNA, 2586 nt
Organism: Laetiporus sulphureus 93-53
Lineage: Eukaryota; Fungi; Basidiomycota; Agaricomycetes; Polyporales; Laetiporaceae
Exons: 9
Coding region: 1-2586 (861 amino acids)
Biological process (GO): regulation of DNA-templated transcription
Cellular component (GO): nucleus
Molecular function (GO): DNA-binding transcription factor activity, RNA polymerase II-specific; zinc ion binding
Source: RefSeq, a predicted model, not a curated record